AUGAGAUUAAGCUAUCAUCACCUUCCUUCUCAAUUGAAGCCAAUGUUUGGAUACUGCGCCAUAUUUCCAAAGGACUACGAGUUUGACAAGGACGAGUUAGUCUUGUUAUGGAUGGCAGAAGGUUUUCUGCAACAAUCACAAAGAAUGAGGAAAUGCAUGAAAGAGUUAGGUGAUGAUUGCUUCAAUGAGUUGUUAUCAAGGUCAUUCUUCCAACCUUCAAGUGGCAUGAAAUCAAAAUUCACGAUGCAUGACCUUUUGAAUGAUUUAGCUCAACAUGUUACGGGAGAAAUAUGCUUUAGGAUGGAAGAUAAUAUGGACAACAAUGAACGGUGUAACAUUUCUCCGAAGGCUUGCCACUCGGCAUUCAUGCGCCAUUACUGUGAAGUGUACAAAAGAUUCAAGGCAUUUGAUCAUGAACUUCAUCGCUUGCGAACAUUCUUAGCACUACCAAUUUCUAAGUCAGAUACAAGGCAAACCUUCUGUUUAAGUAAUGGUGUUUUAGUUAACAUACCGCCAAAAUUACUGUACUUAAGAGUCUUAUUAUUGACCGAGUAUGAUAUAAGCGAGUUACCCAACUCGAUUGGCGAUUUGAAACAUCUUCGGUUGUUGAAUUUAUCAGGGACAUCAAUUAAAUGGUUGCCAAAAUCAGUGACUGAUCUCUAUAAUUUGCAGACAUUAUCGUUGCAUCGUUGUUCUGAGCUUUGUAAGUUGCCCACAAACAUUGGCAAUUUAGUUAACCUUCGUCAUCUUGGCAUAAAAUUACAAGAAAUGCCCAGAGGGAUAAGUAAAUUGAUAAGUUUGCAGACACUGCCAAAAGCUUCAAGCGAACGUACUCAACAUGCUACGGCCGCNCUGUCAUUAGCGCCUUUGGCAGUGAAGACACUAGGUGGCGUCCUGCGCAAUAGACGUAGCCCAAGAGAGUGGAAAGACGUACUCGAUAGUGAAAUCUGGGAUUUACCGGAGGAUAAGAGCAGCAUUCUUCCAACUCUGAGAUUAAGUUAUCAUCACUUACCUUCUCAAUUAAAGCAAAUGUUUGCAUACUGCGCCAUAUUUCCAAAGGACUACGAGUUUGACAAGGAGGAAUUAGUAUUGUUAUGGAUGGCUGAAGGAUUUCUGCAACAAUCACAAGGAGUGAGGAAACUCAUUCAAGAGUUAGGCGACGACUGUUUCAAUGAGUUGUUAUCAAGGUCAUUCUUCCAACCUUCAAGUAGCACGAAAUCAAAAUUCACGAUGCAUGACCUUUUGAAUGAUCUAGCUCAACAUGUUGCUGGAGAAAUAUGCUUUAGGAUGGAAGAUAAUACGGAGUGCAUUGAACGGUGUAGGAUUUCUCCGAAGGCUCGCCACUCGGCAUUCAUGCGCCAUGAGUGUGAAAUGUAUAAAAGAUUCAAGGCAUUUGAUCAUGAACUUCUGUCCCUGCGGACAUUCUUAGCACUGCCAGUUUACAGGUUACGCUGGUGCUGCUUUUUAAGUGAUAGCAUUUUAGUCAACAUCCUGCCAAAACUGUUGUGCUUAAGAGUCUUAUCUAUGAGUGGGUAUAAUAUAAGAGAGUUACCCAACUCGAUUGGAGAUUUGAAACAUCUUCGGUACUUGAAUUUAUCAGGGACAUCAAUUAAAUGGUUGCCUGAAUCAGUGAAUGGUCUCUACAAUUUGCAGACAUUGUUGUUGCGUGGUUGUCGGGAGCUUUGUAAGCUGCCCGCAGACAUUGGAAAUUUAGUUAACCUCUGUCAUCUUGACAAUGCUAAUACUCAAAAAUUACAAGAGAUGCCCCCCGAGAUUAGUAAGCUGAAAAGUUUGCAAACUUUGCCAAAGUUUGUUGUGUGUAAAAGUGGUGGAUUGGGACUUAACCAUUUGAACAACCUAGCACUUUUACGGGGGAUGCUUUCCAUUGUAGGAUUGCAAAACGUUAAGGAUGUGCGGGAUGCAGAGGAUGCCAAUAUAAAUCGUAAGCGGGAUCUUGAUGAGUUAGAAUUGCUAUGGAGUAGUGAGGAUGAAGAUUCUCAAAAUGAAGAGCUCCAAGCCAACGUACUCAACAUGCUACGGCCGCAUAAAGGAUUGAAACGUCUCAAAAUUGAGUUUUACAGGGGCUUAACAUUCCCCAGUUGGAUUGGGGAUCUGUCGUUCUCAAAAACAACGCAGAUUAGUCUAAAAGGAUGUACAAAAUGUGCGUCUUUGCCACCACUGGGUCAGCUACCUCUGUUGAAAGAACUACACAUUCAAGGCAUGCAUGCAGUAAAGAACGUGGGAGCCGAGUUCUACGGGGAUGGUGGCUCAUUAGAGACUCGAUUCCCGUCACUCGAGACUCUAAGCUUUGAGGAUAUGCCGGAAUGGGAAGGAUGGUGUAGUUGUAUUGGUGUUGAAUUUGUAGGACAUUUCCCUUGCCUUCGUCAGCUUACCAUGUCCAAGUGUCCUAAACUGGUAAGUGUCUCAGUCCUAAGGCUUCCUUCUCUUUGCAAAUUAAAGAUAGAACGUUGUAGAGAGGUGGUUCUAAAAAGUCUCAUUGAAUUAACCUCUCUAAGACAACUGUUUAUUAAGGAUAUUUCGGGACUGACCCAUUUGCAAGAAGAAUUCACUCAUUUCUUGGUGUCACUUGAAAAUUUUGAAGUGUGUGACUGUGCUGCACUAGUGACUCUGUGGCAGAAGGGGAAUACACCAAAACACCUUUCCCAUUUGCAACACUUAAGUGUUGUGGGAUGUUCCAAACUUGUGUGCUUGACUGAAGAAGACCAAAUGCUACCUCGUAAUCUUGAAUCUUUGCGAGUAUCUGGAUGUGAUUGUCUGGGGAGGUUGCCAAAUGGCCUGGAAAGCCAUACUUCUCUCAAAGUAUUGGAAUUGGAAAAGUGCCCAAAGCUCGUGUCCUUUCAAGAGGCCAAUCUCCCGCCCAUGCUUAGAAGUCUUAGGUUAACAGACUGCAGUUCACUAGAAUCCCUGCCUAAUUGCAACUCUUGUCUUGAGGAGUUGUGCCUCAACGAGUGCUCGUCUCUGAGAUGCUUGCCAAUGGAUACAUUUUCCUCCACCCUGAAGUCACUUGAGAUUCGUAAUUGCGAGGAAUUAGGGUCAAUUUUAGAGCCGAUUAGACUGAACAUAAUCAUGGAGGAGCCAGGAUGUUUUAGGAUCAGUGAUUGGCCAAAUUUGGAGAAGUUAUCUGUAUCUAUGCCGCCUUUUUAUUGUGAUUUGUCUUAUAAGAAGGGACAACCGUUCCCAACAGGAAGUAGUUUGAUUACUCCCAACCUCAGAAGGCUUCGUAUCAGUGGUAUUGCGAAUGACAUUUAUUUUGCAAGCAAGUUUCAAAGCCUCACAUCCCUUACAGUCUUGUUCAUGUCUUAUUGUGAUAAUCUUGAGUCCUUUCCUCAAGAGAAUUUGCCCCCCAACCUUAAAGAUAUUUUUAUCUUAAAUUGCAAUAAUUUGAAGCCUCUAUCAGAGUGGGGCCUCCACAGUCUCUUCUCUUCAAACUUUCACAUGAAUGGUGUAUGUAUACCCAGAGCUACAUUCCUUGCCGGAUGA
Ilex paraguariensis (yerba mate) is the source of this 3501-nucleotide messenger RNA. The record is from the annotation of a GenBank genome assembly. Lineage: Eukaryota; Viridiplantae; Streptophyta; Magnoliopsida; Aquifoliales; Aquifoliaceae.